This is a messenger RNA of Coffea arabica (coffee), 1242 nucleotides long. RefSeq lists its product as uncharacterized. Lineage: Eukaryota; Viridiplantae; Streptophyta; Magnoliopsida; Gentianales; Rubiaceae. The record is from RefSeq and is a predicted model, not a curated record.
AUGGCGGAGAAUUCUCAACAGUUUGGCUUCCGUGAGACUAACCCUACCCGUAGGGUCAACGAGGUGGAGACGUCAUCUAUUCAGCAACAAUUGUCGGAACUAACAUCCGUUGUUCGACAAUUAGUGGUGGGAAAUAUGCCCCAAGUAAAGGCCUGUGGAAUCUGCACAAAUAUGGGUCACCAUACCGACUCAUGCCCUAUGUUGCGAGAGGAUGAGGCCGAACAAGUGAACAUGGCUGGAGGCGUGCCCGCGCCUCGUAGGCAGUACGAUCCAUACUCCAACACGUACAAUCCGGGUUGGAGAGAUCACCCCAAUCUCAGCUAUGGUAGUAGGCCACAAAAUGCAUUCUCCAAUCGGCCUCCAGGUUUUCAGCAACCUUGGCAACAUAAGUCUCAACCCUCGUCCUCAAGCUCAGGGAGUUCUUUGGAAGAAAUUGUCAAGAGUUUGGCCACAACUACCACUCAACUCGUCACGACCACCACUCAGCUCCAGCAGGAGACUAGGUCCUUAGUUGCAAGUACUACUCAAUUCCAACAUGACACCAAAGCAGGCAUGAAGGACAUGGAGACUCGCAUGAGUCAAAUGGCAACUGCCAUUAAUCGCCUGGAGUCCCACGUCUAUAGGAAAUUGCCAUCGCAACCUGAGGUAAACCCCAAAAAUGUAAGUGCCAUGACAUUAAGGAGUGGCAAGGAGGUGGAGGGAUCUAAGUUGACGAUUUCGAAAAUCAAAAGUGAAGAGCAGAUAGAAAAGGGAAUUGAAGAGGAAGGGCGCAUUCGCGAAGAGUCUAAGGUAACAUCUAUUCCUUCGAUCCCUAUUAAAUCUAAUCUAGCUCCAUUUCCUUGCAAGUUGGAAAAGACAAAGAGGGCAGAAAAGGAAAGAGAAAUCCUGGAUGUGUUCCACAAAGUUCAAGUAAACAUCCCCCUAUUGGACGCGAUCAAGCAGGUACCCAAGUACGCAAAGUUCUUGAAAGACUUGUGCGUUAACAAAAGAAAGCUAAGGGGUGAUGAAAGAGUGAUGGAGUUGGCAGCUAGACAUGCCCAUGCUAGGUCAUCACACCUAAGGAAUGGAGUUUUGGAAUUGACGGAGUUGGAAUUGGGCGAUGAUGAUGAUGAUGAUAGUAAGGAGGAGGAGAAGGAAGCAGUGUGGAAAAGGGCUUUAGAGGAAGCGGCUUUUGGAGAGGGAAAAGGGAGUUGGGAAGAUGGUGUCCGAAGGCAAAGAAAGAGGGAAAUGAGUUUUGUCUGA